AUGGCCACUCAAAGCGCCAUUGUUGUCCAAGGACCUGGCCGCGCGACACUGGAAGGCGUCCCGCUUCCUGACUUGCCGGAUAACUACAUUCUCGUCAAAACGAAAGCUGUCGCUUUGAAUCCAACGGACUGGCGCCAUAUUGAUUUUGUACCCUGCACUGGGGCCACCGUGGGCUGCGACUAUUCUGGAAUAGUAGAAGCUGUGGGGUCACGCGUCAAAAAGGCUUUCAAAAAAGGCGAUCGGGUUGCUGGGUUUGUGCACGGUAGCAAUGCCGUUCGCCACAAUGGCGGCGCAUUUGCUCAGUAUGUGAUUGCGAAGGGCGACCUCCAAAUAUUGAUACCCGAGUCCAUGAGCUUCGAGGCGGCAGCCACCUUCGGUGUUGGUUUGACCACUGUUGGUCAAAAUCUUUACCAGAGCAUGGAAUUGCCUUUCCCCGGCGAUCAGGGUAGCGAGUCAGAUGACACAAAUAUCCUAGUCUAUGGAGGGGCAACGGCUACCGGUACCCUUGCGAUCCAAUUGGCAAAGUUAUCGGGACUGCGAGUUGUCACAACAUGCUCUGAAGCGAACCGCAGCUUCAUGUUUGAGCUUGGGGCAGACGCGGUUUUUGAUUACCACGAUCCGCUAGUGGGCGAGCAGAUCCGAGAGGAUACUGAUGAUGCUCUGGAAUUCGUUCUUGAUACGAUCUCUACGCCCCAAUCGGCUGCCAUCUGCAGUGCUGCCAUUUCGUCAGCGGGUGGUUCCUACAAUGCACUGCUGGAUGUUCCAUCCGCGAGGGAUGACGUUGAUUCACAUGUCUCAAUGGCGUAUGAUGUCCUAGGAGAGCCUUACCGCAUGGGAACGAACGAGAUAUCUCCUAAUAGCACUAACUUUGAAUUCGGCGUCAAAUGGUGGGAAUUAGCCCAGAAACUACUCGAAGAGCGCCGCAUUCAUCCUCAUCCAUAUCAGGUGAAGCCAGGCGGUUUGACGGGAGCGUUGGCCGGCCUUCAGAUAUUACGGGAAGGUAAAGUCCGAGCGUCCAAGCUAGUCUAUCGGGUUGAUGAAUCCGAGUAA
This is a messenger RNA of Penicillium egyptiacum, 1050 nucleotides long. NCBI's taxonomy places the organism in Eukaryota, Fungi, Ascomycota, Eurotiomycetes, Eurotiales, Aspergillaceae. The record is from the annotation of a GenBank genome assembly.